CCUGCAAAUCGAAUGAAAACAAAGGUACUUGUGGAAAUGGAAUGGGAUAAUCUUGGAAUCGUCCAGAACUGAACAAAUACCGACCCGAUUCCGACGGUGUUUUGAAGGUGACUACUCAUGGCGGCGAACGCGAGAGAAUCUCGGCGGCGGCGGAUCCUGGAGCGAGGUUCCGAACGUUUAGCCCUAAUAACCGGUCAGAUCCAAUCGCUCCCUUCUCCCUCCAUAUCUCCGCCGCCGAACGAUGAAAAUAUCAAUUCAUUACCCCAGCCGUCGAUCUCGAAUCUUCAGGAUCUCCGGCCUCGUAUUUCUGAUCAACCUACCGUUUCUCGUGAUAUCGACAAGCUGAUUGGUUCUACAUUGCAACAAAAGGAUCCUCAGAUUAGUGCUAGAUCUUCUGUAAAUGAUGGAGCCAGUAUGGCACCUCUCUUGAGCAAAUCUAAUGAAAUAGAACAUGCAGUAGCUUCUACUCCUCAAGAUGGUGGAAGAGCACCGUCCCAUGUCACCCCGUCUGAAGGUCGAGAUUCAUCUCUUUCUACAUAUGGCAGAGAUCGACGCUCCAAACCAAAAUUCCAACCCCUCAGUUCUUUCUCUCUGAAGGAAUUAAGUUCGGCGAUUUCUGAAUCUGAAAUGACCCGCCUUUGUUUUUCGGCUAUUAUAGCCUUUCUUGUAGUUGCUUCAUAUGUAGGAUUUCCUUUCUUAGGCCAGAGUCUUAUGAGAAUUGUUUUUGGAUCUAGACCAGUCUAUCUCGUCUUGCUCACAAAUGCAACAGUUGUACUUGGGAGACUUCUUUUCGCCAAACAGAAGGGUUCUAGAGUAUCUGAUAGGGGAGAGGGUCAAGUACCUCCACCUGAAGGACAAGGCUCAUUUGAACAAAUUGGUAACGUUUUAGAGGCAGGUCUAGUGGCUCAGAAGGCAAUGGGUGCAAUUUUCAUGGACAUUAGUGUGUUUGCAGUUAUCGUUGUAUCGGGACUUUCGUUUGUGCAGCGUCUGUAGAUUCAGGCUGUGUCGAUGGUUUGCAGUUUCGUUUUGUGUCUGUUCUUUUCUCUCUGUUCUGCACCUAGUCUAAAAAUUUUGUACUGUGCACUUGUCUCGUGUCAAUGAUACUCGUUCGAUGUUGGUUUGUUAGCCAUUUUGCAGUAAACCGAAAAGCCAUUUUGUAAUCCGAUCGUUCCAGUUACCCUAAAUUUACGACCCUACUUGUGUUUA
Cucurbita moschata (crookneck pumpkin) is the source of this 1206-nucleotide messenger RNA. RefSeq lists its product as uncharacterized. The record is from RefSeq and is a predicted model, not a curated record. The coding region runs from base 118 to 993 and encodes 291 amino acids. The transcript is spliced from 2 exons. Lineage: Eukaryota; Viridiplantae; Streptophyta; Magnoliopsida; Cucurbitales; Cucurbitaceae.